AUGCAACCAUCAAAUCAAACAGCCGCUGCUGCCGCCGCCGCUGCAGCAGCAGCAGCCAAGAAAAAGAAGAAAAAGGGAAAGGCAAAAAAGACCGAUGAUGCUCUCGACGCUCUCGGUAUGCCACCACCUUCCUCGAAUCAUACAUUCUCCGCUACCGCUCAAGCACAAGCCGAUUUGAUUGCGACUGCAAGUGACCUUUACCGAAGAAUUGAAGCAGAUCCACAAGGAAUACCUGAUGAUGAAGCAUACUGGACAUCUCUUCCGGCUCAUCUCAGAACGUUCAUUCGAAAUGCUUUGCCUAUCGGUCAAUUGCCAACAGCUGCGUCAGGAAACAUGAAUGACCCCAACGCUCGUCAAGCAUCUACACAAGCAAUGAUUGCAGUGGCGCAACAAUUGGCACAAGCAGCGCAUGCAUCGCAAAGGCAACUUCAACAGCAUUCGCCUUCAUCAAAUAACCAUGGAGCAGUGAAUGCAAACGCUUACCCGCCUUUCCCGUUCGACCCAUCAAUCUUUGCCGAUUUGGCACUUCAUUCCGAUUCACCUCUUCCCCUUCAUCCGCAUCCCAACUCGAACCCAAAUCCAUUGAACGGCAAUGCUUACGGAUAUUCACAUCAUGGUAAUCCGCCACCUACUCAACCUCCUGGUGAGCCUUUACCGGCUCCUGCCGCUCCUGUUGUGUUGGUGAACGAGUACGAUGACGGCGAUUUUGAUGAAGACUAUUAUUCGGAAGAAGAGUUGGAUGCGCACGAUUACGAUCAUCCCCAUCAUUCGCACAAUCAUGCAUCGAUCAAUACUAUGGAUCCCAGAGAUGCACAUCUGCAAGCAGAGAUGAACGGAUCGCAUCCGAACAACAAUUAUGUCGAAUCUGUUCCUUCUUCGAAAAAGAAUAAGAAGAAAAAGAAGAAGAAGUCUGGAGCAACAGCUACGACAAACGUCUCUUCUCCUCUGCAAAAUGAUGCGCCAGCACUGGUAACCCGACCGCCUCCUUCCAAUCCAUCACCACUACCUCGAAUGCCCAACACUCCAAUGCCAGCGCCAACGCAGAAUUAUCCGUCCAAUAAUACAACGGCAAAUCAAACGGCAGCACGACAGGCGGCAGCAGCUGCUGCAGUCAAUCAAGCACCUCCUCCGCCAAGCUCUCGAGCUGCAGGCAAGCAACCGAUGACGUUCAAUGCAUCAGCCGGAAAAGCACCUGCCAAUACAGCAAGACCGGCAACGAACGGUGUUGGACAUGGGGUUGGAAAGCGUGCUGCAUCAGCUGCAACUAGCUCUCAUGGACACGGAUCGGUGAAUGGCCAACACGCUGUGGAUGGCCGUUCGUGGAGUUCGAGUAAUGCAGAGGAAAGGGAGAGGAUUAAAGGGUACUGGUUGAGAUUAAGCGAGAAAGAUCGUAGAAGUUUGAUUCGAGAAGAAAAGGAUGCUGUUUUACGAAGGACAAGAGAACAACAAAGGCACGGCUGUCAUUGUGCAAUCUGUCAACGUAAGAGACAUUCGAUCGAGGAAGAGUUAGAUGCGCUUUAUGAUGCUUAUUAUCAUGAAUUGGAUGCAUAUGCAAGUCAUUUGAAGAAACAUACAGAAUCAAAUGGUCAAAUUCCACCUCCGCCUGGUCCUGGUCCGUUCCCGGGAAGUAUCGCUUUAGACAAUCAAGGAGCGGUGAUCGGCGGAAAUAAUUUGACAAAGGCCAGCGCAAAACGCGGAAACUUGCAACCUCCUGUUACUAAGCGAAAUCCUCUACCUCCGGAAGAUGACGAUGGUUAUGAUGAUGAAGAGUUGGAUGACGACGAAUACGAUGAUGAGUAUGAGUACGAAGAUGAAGAGGAUGAGGAAGAUGAGUUGGAUGAUCCCGAUUUGAGCAAGACCGGUCGCCGUCGCACUGAUCGACCCAAUGCUCGACAAUCUGGAGACUUUUUCAGCUUUGGUUCUUCACUUACUGUCAAAGGUAUUCUCACUGUUGCCGAUGAUCUUCUACGCAACGACGGCCGUAAGUUCCUCGAGAUGAUGGAGCAAUUGGCUGAUCGAAGAGCCCAUGCAUCAAAUCAUCCGGAUGAUCGUAGCGAUGAUGCUGUCGGCGGUGAUACUGACGUUGAUGGCGAAGAGGAAGAUGAUUUGGACGAUGAUCCUUUAACAGACGAACAAAGGAUGGAAGAAGGUAGAAGGAUGUUCCAAAUCUUUGCUGCUAGAAUGUUUGAACAACGUGUUUUGCAGGCAUACCUCGAACGUGUUGCACAAGAACGUCAAUUGCAACUUUUGCGAGAGCUAGAAGAAGAAGAUCAAGCUGAAAAAGAUAAAGAAGCAAAGAAGGCCAAAGAGAAUCAAAAGAAGAAAGAUAAGAAAAAGCAGGCCAAACAACAAAAGGAAGAAGAACGAUUACGAAUUGAGAAAGAGAAAGCAGCAGAAGAAGCGGCUGUGCGUGAAAAGCAAGAGAAACAACGUGAAGUCGAAUUGAAGAAACAAGAAGAAAUUCGACAAAAGCGUGAAGCUGAACGUAAAGCAAAGGAGGAAGAACGCUUGCGUAAGGAAGACGAAAAGCGAAAGCGACAGGAGGAAGAAAAGGCCAAGGAGCUGGAGAAGGAGCGUAAGAAACGUGAGAAGGAAGAGAGAAUUCGUGCUGAACGUGAGGCCAAAGAGCGUGAACAGCAAAAAGCAAAGGAGCAAGCUGAAGCUGCUGUUCGCCAAAAGAAAGAGACAGAGGAGCGUGAAAAGAAAGCAGCAGCUGCUGCAGCUGAAGAGAAGCGAGCAGCACAACAAGCCGCUCAAUCUCCAAGUCGUGCAUCACCAGGAUCUGCUUCAAUCCCUGUCUCCCCUUCUAGCGUUAAAGGACAUGCCGUACCAAGAGCACCUGCAACUGUUCAGCAAAGUGGUACGUCGCCUGUUACACAACAAAGGUCAAGAGUUGCAUCUUCUGCUUCAUCUGGUCAGAAUGCUCUUGCCAAUGGACGAAUUGCGAGUAACGCUGUUCCUUCGAAUGCAAGAGUGCCCAGUGGGGCUGCUGCUGUUGCUUUACCUUCACAAUCGAAUGGCGUAUCUGGCAGCUCAAAUCCUUCUUCGCUUCCGGCACCACCACAAGGACUACCUCCACGUCCCACUACGAGCGUUGUUUCACAGCCAUCUACGUUACCUGCUUCGUUGCCACGCCCGCCCGUUCAACCACCUGUUCAACAGCAAGCUCAACCCGUGCAAGGAAGUAGCAGUACGGCUAGCAAUGCGGCUCAAACUAAAUUGGGAGCAGCACCUUCAUCCAGUAAUGGCACGGCUACGUCUGCAUCCUCGGUGAUUACGAGUGGAAGCUCCAUGUCGUCCGCGACGCCUUCUCCGGGAAUGACAUCAUCUGUAGCUGUACCGCAACAGAGCGUGCAAGGAAAUCAUGUUCCCACUUCACCGCCCACUACAUUGCAAACAUCGCAACCGGUGCCAUCACAACAAAGCACAGGUUCCCGUUUUGGUGCGUCCUUUGGAGCUCCUGGUAUCCGUUCGCCACCUGUGCUAUCGAAUGGCAAUGGUUAUAUGCCUACGUUUGGUAACAAGCACGUUGAUUUGGGAUCGCCAACGAACAUGAAUGCUGCUGCAUCGGCCAUUGGAUCGCUCAACCUUGGUCCUUCUCCACCAACAUCUUCCAAUGCGAUUUAUCAACAGCAACAGCAAGCACUUCCUCAGCAACAUCAACCAAUCGGUCCGAUCGGAGGUGUUUUGGGCAAUAGCUCAAACCAUUCCCGUGCUGCAUCGCAAGAUGAUUAUGGUAAGAUGCCCAUCAAUCAGGUAGGAUCAGCAUCAAACAUUCAUCGACCCAUUUCGCGACCUGCUCCAGGACCAAUUGGACCUAUCGGUAGACCUCGUGAUGUGCUUCAUGAAGAGUCGACAAGUGGAAGUUCGAUGUUGCCAGAAGGUAUCUUAGGAAGUUCUGCGUUGGGAGCUGAUGAUGAAUUGGUUGAGCCACAACCUAGACGUAUCAGUCAUAACGCGCCCGUCACUGCAUCCCCUGGAGGUUCAUUCUUUGGCGGUGUUGGCUCUGCUGCUGGUGGCAGUGCAAUUGGUUCAAGGAAUGCGUAUGGCUCGAUCAAUAGUCCUUGGGCUUCUUCCUUUGGACCUGUUGCUGGUGGCGGUAGUGGAAGUGGCAGCAUUGGAGCGCCCGGUUCAUCAGCAAUCGGUGGCGGUAGACUUCCUUCAGGUUCGAUUUCUGGUUCUGCCGGUCUUGGUGGAAUGACAAGUCCAAUUAACUUAACAUCUCCAACGGGACCGAAUGGAAAUUCUGGCAUGUCAGCAUUUGGUUCCGCUAUCGGUGGAAUGCAUGGUGGCAGUGGAAGUGCAGGCAAUAAUGCGCCAGGUUCGAAUGCAUCAGGUAUUGACCCAUGGUCGCGUGGUCCUUCAAAUGUGAAUGCAGGAUGGGAUCGUGCCAGAUAUGCGUUUGAGCAACCUUCUACUCCGAUCGGUCAACAUGCUCCUCAAUUGGGAAUGCCGCAACAUCAUCAACAGCAACAUCCCCAACAACAUGGAAUGAAUCUGUCUUCGCUUUCUCACCAACAGUCCAUUCUUGGUGGAAUGAAUGCAAGUGGUCCUAUGAGUCCUUUUGGAGGUCAUAACGCUCAUGCACAGCAAUUGCCUCUUCGAAGCGGUAUGUUUGGCGCACCUGGAUCUGCUUUACCACACGGUGGCGAUCGCAAUGGUUUGUAA
This is a messenger RNA of Meira miltonrushii, 4668 nucleotides long. RefSeq lists its product as uncharacterized. Gene Ontology annotation, molecular function: zinc ion binding. Gene Ontology annotation, biological process: mitochondrion organization. NCBI's taxonomy places the organism in Eukaryota, Fungi, Basidiomycota, Exobasidiomycetes, Exobasidiales, Brachybasidiaceae. The transcript has a single exon. Gene Ontology annotation, cellular component: mitochondrion. The coding region runs from base 1 to 4668 and encodes 1555 amino acids. The record is from RefSeq and is a predicted model, not a curated record.